This is a messenger RNA of Aspergillus puulaauensis, 1662 nucleotides long. RefSeq lists its product as uncharacterized. The transcript has 2 exons. Bases 1 to 1662 code for a protein of 553 amino acids. NCBI's taxonomy places the organism in Eukaryota, Fungi, Ascomycota, Eurotiomycetes, Eurotiales, Aspergillaceae. The record is from RefSeq and is a predicted model, not a curated record.
AUGGCUGUCUUCGGAAACAACAUAAACUACAGCGGGAGCGCGCCGCCUAUCCCCAAGAACGACCCAAACCAUCCUCGCUGGCUUCUUGAUACCUCGAACUGGAAAGUGUGCCAGUAUACUGAUAUCGAAGCUGAGGUGCAUAAGGAAGGAUACGGCAUCCUCUCCUACACCUGGGGUAAGUGGGCUAAAUGGGAUGAAGAGCCCGAGGGCCUCCCAGCGGGUUUACAGUGGAAACUUCCAGUUAUUAAAAACAAUGACAACGGUUCCAAUGAUUCCGAGGACUUCCUAACCGUGGCACGCCAAGUAGUUUCAAGAAUGCAGGCCCGGUACGUCUGGUGGGACUGGAUGUGCGUCCCUCAGGGGAAUAAAUUGUCAGACGAUCUCAAGAAGGUCAAAGGGGAAGAGGUCAGCAAGCAGAUGGGAAUCUACGCCGGGGCGAAGGAAAGUAUUGUAUGGCUUCAUUGCACGGACUGGGAGAAGGAUUCCGCGGUCAGGAGCUUGCUAGAAAACAACGUACAGAAAGACAGCAUCGAAAAAUUCGUGGAAAGUGUUGAUAAGCUACUGGUCGAGAUGAGGAAAGAUGAGCCCUGGUUGACCUCCGGAUGGACACUGCAAGAAGGGGUUCUUUUGAGCGAGACUGUCCUCUUGGAUCACCAUGGGAGAUCACUACGCAAUCCCCGGUUCAUACACAACAACCGACAGGCGUCUGUCCUUGACAUUACAGCCGGGCUUACGACCCUUGCAAUCCACAUUGCAUCGGCGUUCAUGAAGGUCAAUGAGGAGUAUAAUGGCGGUUAUUACGAUGAAGUGGCCAACUAUAUCACCACCUCGGUCAGCAACUACCAGAAGAUUGCCGAGUUCCUUUCUCGACUUCUUCGCUCAGGGUUGAUUGCAUACACCAAGGACUCGCCCUUGUUCGUUCUAGCUGGCAAGCAUUCCCGCCACUUCAGCGUCAAGGCGGAUGAGUGCUGGGCGCUGCUAGGAGCACUAGGGCUGGGGAACAUCACACCUCCGCCCGAUUACAAUCAGGAACUGGACCAAGUCAAGGCCACCUUUUUUGGACACCUGCUGAAGAAGCACCAGUGGUCUCUACUGCUGGUGGCUGGCCACAGCUUAGAUGACGCCCACCUUACGCCACAGAACUGGCAUACUAGAUUUGCCGAUGGCAAAUAUCUGCCCCUGGGAGUCUUCUUCGACGUCCACUGGAAGCCAAACCUCCCAUAUCUGAACUGGAUUGGCCCUACUACCCAGGAAAACAAGGAUGCCAUUCACAUGCAGACGCCGACUGGCAAGCAUUUUACCGUUCUGAGGCUUAACAACUCGUCAGCGCUCGCCAGAACAUACGAGCAGUGCCAUAAUGACAGUGGACUUCCAUAUAUUCAUGUAGAGCGUGUUGAGACGCCGUGGUUCCCCACGGAAAUGCUUUUUUUCCCGAUUGCAGAUCUACAAGGAACACCGAAUAUGCCGGGUUCACGCUGUAUUCAGAUUGAGCCUAUCCCACGUAUGGUCAAGGACCCGGUGUCCGGUAAGAAGGUCAAGCUGAACUCGCACAUCGGUACGCUGGAGGGUUAUUUCCGGGGGGUGAUUGAUAUCUGGGCUGCUGAAGGGGAUUUCACCAAGGAUCAAGACUUGCAUAAACUUACACUGUUUAGUGGGGUCUGA